CUUCACAAGAAUAUUUGCUUUGCAUAUAUAAAAUACAUUAUAAUAUAUAUAUAUAUAUAUAUAUAAUACCCAAAUCGAAGCCUUUUUUACUAGUAUUGUCUCUCUUUUCUUCUACUUAUCGAUAGAGGAACACACUCGUCUUUAUUCACGCGCAAUAUGAAUCCAGAGAAGAAAAGGCCUGCUAAUCUGGUUCCUCCUGCAAUGGAGCCUAGUGUUAGUACAGGCACCACUUCGUUUCGCAGAGACUAUGACGCCUUAUUAAAGGAAGUAUUGGAAGAAAGCUCAGAAGACGAAGAAGAUAUGCUCAAUCAGAUUGAUAUUGACCUGAAUGCUGCGACUGCCGAAUUACCAGAAGACUUGAGAGCUGCUUUGGAAGAUCGAUCUCUUGCUGAUAAAUACCUGGCUAACCUCAAGAAUUUUAUGAGUCACCGGAGGUCUCAGUCUAUCAACUCGGAUUUCUCAAUACCCAAUACACCGCUUCAAGCAACCUUUUCUAACCAACCUUUAUCACCCAAGCAAUUUGAACGUGCUCAGCCAGAUCCAUUGUCUAAAGUGCUUGAUGCUGUUCCAUACCAUACACGUCUUAUCAACGGUGUUCCUUCACUCACAAUUUUAGAGCAAAAGUUUCAUGCACUCCGAAUUCCCGAAUUGGAUUUACCUGUUGUGUCUGAUACUGUCAUUCAGACACGACUUAAUAACCUUUACAAGAUACGAGAAGAUUUAUAUAUCCAUUUAAACGGCGGUCCUCUUGUGAACAAUUCUACACAAAACAAUAUUGGCGAAAAGAAAAAGCAAAAAGUAUUGAAUUUACUAGAUGAAGUAUCUAAGGAAAUUGGUCUUUAUGAAGAAUUCAUAAAAAAAGCCAACUACCUUGAACUCGAAAACAUUCUGAAUGAGUCUGAUAAUUCAGAAGAAGAGUUAGGUGAAGAUUGCUCUGAUACAGCAGAAGUUGAUUCUAGUUUACUACACUUUGAUUCUCCUUCAGAGCUAUCAAAGACAUCUCCUGGAACACCAACAUUUUUAUCCUCUCCUGCUUCUUCUCAUCACAUUGGAUUUAACUCUCCAGUUAGCAGUCAGUUGUUAAGACAAAGAUUGGAGGCCUCUGGUGAUGAUUCUGCUUCUCAUCACUCAUCAUCAGAUUUCGCUGGUUCUAUGUUGAUUGAAAAUAGUGGAAAUGACAAUAUCGAACCUUGGGAAGCAUUCAAAUGGACACCACUUAUCAAAAUUUCAGAUCAACUCUAUUCUGAAGAAAUCAAAAGAGAAAGUGGACUGAUAUCAGUUAUGGCAGUGAGUGGAGUUAUUGCUAUUGGCACAACACGUAGUUUAGUAUUUGUUUAUGAUUAUUCGCAAAACCUAAAGUGCAUUUUGGGUGAUAGCACUCGAGCCAUUGAACUCGGUUCAGUCACUUCUUUGGCUGUUUCUGCAGAUCAUACCACCAUUGCAUGUGGGCAUUCUCAAGGCUACAUUGUUGUAUGGGAUAUUCGAAAACCCGCUUAUCCCAUUCGGACAAUCGACCCUAUUUCGGUUAACCAAGUUGCAGGUGCCAUAUCAACGCCUCAGCAACAAGUGCCGCGCAAAGAAGGUCAUGUUAAAGGUGCAUCUAUCCUUCAUAUUGGAUUUGUAAGUGUUAAGAAAUCAGAUAUUGUGUCGGGUGACGACCAAGGAAUGGCGUUUUAUCAUACCUUGUACAAAGUAAUCAUGGUGAACGCAGUUGAUACAACACGUAUUCUUGGUCGAUACCAAAACUUAUCCUUGACACCAGAAAUUCAACGUGCUCAGACUGUGGCAGCCAACGCUAGAAUGAGACUGCAGUCACCUUCUGUCUUGCCAAAACCCAGAAGACCCAGUACUGUUUUUGCUAUGCAACCAUUACCACUUGGACAGAUACCCCAUCCUGCCGAGAAUUUUGGCCUUGUUGCUUUACUGACACCAUACAAAAUGAUUAUUGUUGGAUUGAAACCUACUGUACAAACUCUUUACAAGUUCCUGAAAUCUAAAACAAUGCACUCACAAAACAACAAUACAGAUGAUAGAUCAAAAGCGAAUAUUGAACCUCUGUCUGGUUGUUUAGCAUGGCUACCAGUUCUUAAGACAGGGCAUAACAACGCCGCUAAGGAAGUCUCUAAAGGCAAAGAGCAACCACCCACUGGAGACCCUAUGCUUGCUUUUGCUUGGGGAAAUCAUCUCUUUAUUCUACGUGUCUGUGUCAAUCAUGAAAACAAACAGCCCGUAACAAACGGAAGAGUACCAAGAAUACCUACAACGCCGCCAAAGGUCAACAAAAAAGGUGUUACUUUGGAAUUUGUCAAGGUUGGAGAAUGGAAAUGUAAAGACGCUAUUGUAGGAAUACAAUGGAUUAAUCGACAAAUUCUUGUAUUGUUUACACCAAAUGAGGAGAUGAUCCUUUUUGAUCCCAAAAACAUGAAAGAGACUCAACACACGAGUAUUCGCAAUAAGCAACUUAUUUAUCACGAUUGGUUUAAUACACCGUUGAAAGACUUGGUUGUAGACGCAGCCAACUUGACAGUAGAUUCACCUGAGAAUUCAAAUGUGCUCAAGUCUGUAGAAAUGGCUUAUUUCAGUUCUAUUAAAGGUUAUAAAGGAAAGCUGUUUUUGUUGGGCAUGAAUCAAAUCUAUGUUGGUACCUUAUUAUCCUGGGCAGAUCGAAUCUUGGCUUUGGUUCAAGCAGGCGACUUCUUAGAGAGCAUUGAACUGGCUACUUCUUUCUACAACGGUAUUGGUAUUCAAACAGUCAUCGGCUUACCUGAAGAAGAAAAGGCACGCAAAGCUCUUGUGGGAGAGAAAUUGAUGGAUUUGUUGAUAGCUUCUCUCAAUUAUGCCUUUUCUUCAACACGUACUUAUGAAGGCAUGGCAAAUGAAAUCUCUGGUGGUGAAAUGGUCUUGUUUCGUGACCUGGCACAAGGCUGUGUUGAAGCUUGUUUGAGUAUGAACAAUACAGACUUCCUAUUUGAUGUAGUCUAUGAGUGUUUUGCAGAUAAUAAGGUGAAGGGCGUCUUUUUAGAAGUAUUGGAGCCUUGUAUCGUUCAGGACCGUAUACCUGACGUACCACCAUCUAUCAUGAAAGAUUUGGUUGAUCACUACAGCAAAAAGCGCUUGUUGGAUGAACUGGAGCAAGUUAUUUGGCAUGUCAAUCCACGUCAUUUAGACAUUGACCAAGUUGUAAGCAUGUGCCAUCGUGAAGGCAUGUACGAAGCCAUGAUGUAUGUCUGGAACAAGAGCAUGCAUGACUAUGUUAGCCCAGUAGUAGAGAUGCUUAAAAUAAUUCGAACUGUUCUUCGUAAUGAUGUUGAUAGCCCGCAACAAUUACAAGUUCGUCAAAAUGCUGAGAAGUUAUUUGACUAUCUCAAGCUUAUUUUGACAGGAAGAUCAUUCCCUGAAGGAUCUGCUAUUUUGGAUCCAGAUGAAGCAAGUGAUGCUCGAAGUGCUGUCUAUUCAUUUGUGUUUUCGGGUCGUUGUGUGAUUUGGCCACCUGUAGGGGGCAAAUUGGUAUUGACAGCAGAUGAAGACGAAGGCGUUUCAGAACCUACCUAUCCUUACUUGCGAUUGCUACUUCGAUUUAGCACAAAAAAGUUUUUGGAGGCCUUAGAAACUGCAUUUGAAGAUCCAUGGCUCAAUGGUGGUGAAGACAUAUUGAGCUCAAGGUUUGAAGAUGAAGUGCCUGGUAAAGUAAUUUCUCGACAAAUCAUUGUCAAUACCUUGCUGGAUGUCAUGGGUGGUGGCUCCACCGGCAAUAGUCUACCACUACCACCUCCACGCCCAAAGCAAUCCAUUUCAGCAUCAACAGUACAAUCAUUCAGCACAAACCGUCCAAAUUUACAUAUCACUGUGCCUUCUUCAUCUAUGUCUCAUGGAGAACACUAUCUCUCUUCUACUUAUGACUACAUCUCAAAUGAAAAUAUCAUUCUGCUCUAUAUAUUCAUUGCAUCCAAUCUCCAUAUGUAUACCACAUUCAUCUUGCUACCGCCCAAGACAUUACACAAAGUCCUUAUUAGACUAGCCGAAGACCAUGACCCCGAUACCCGUAUUGAACGUGAAAAGGCUGUACAGAAUUUAUUGACUGUCUUUACACCUGCAAAUCAAGAGCAAAUAGUAGGAUUAUAUGAAGAAGCAGGGUUUUGGAAAGUGCUAGAAGAUGUUUAUCGUCGUGAUAAGAAAUAUGGCAAGCUGGUAGAGGCCUAUCUUAAGGAUGAUGACUGUCGUGAAAUGGUCUUUGACUGUGUUGAGAACUUACUUGGUUCUAAUGACUUGAAAGAUAGACAAAAAGAUGAGGUUAAGCGCGUGUUUAUGAUUCGAAUCUCUCAAUUUGUUGAGACGGAUGGUCAAAAGACAGCUUAUAUUGUCGAGAACUUUUUAAACGGUGACCAUGCUGAUGCUAUUCGUCGACUGGAAGAAGAUCAAGAAUUUGACGAUGAAGAAAAUCAUGUUACUGCCGACAAACGUUUGUUUUCUUAUUUGCGAGGCUUAUUGGAGCCUUAUGAAGAAGAAGAGGAUAACGAUAAUGAACUGCAUCAAGGUCUUAUUAAAGAAACACAAAUACCUCAUGUGGAUGGCUCCAUUCAAGAGCGUUAUAUUGAACUCAUGUGUCGCUUUGAUCCUUCCGGCGUUUUUAACUACUUCAACACCAGGCUGAAUGACAAUGUGUCAUUGGAGAAGGUGCAAAAGUAUUGUGAAGAAUACGGUGUGAUAGACGCAGUAGUUUGGAUCAUGGAGAAGAACGGCAAUACUCAAGGAGCUUUAGAGAGGAUGUUGGGAGUUGCCAAAGACAAGAACAGCACUAUUCUUUCUAUUUUGAAGGAGCAUCAACAAUCUGAUGCUAACUGGACCUUUGAAGAACAAAAUACAAUCAACAGCUGUCUAAUUGGCCUGAAUGGUGUCUUGCGAGUUAGCACAAGACUUUGUGAGAGUAGUAGCAGAUCAAGUACAGCCACUUAUCAAACUGGAAUUGAAGACAAUGAAGAAGAAAACAUGCCUGAACUAAGUCGUGGAGGAGAAGACAGUUCUGUUGGUGAUGAAUCUAUUGGUAAUCAUGAAGAAGACUUUACCCAAAAUGAUCAAGUGGAGACACUCUGGUUUCGUUUAUUGGACGCUUAUGUUGAAGCCUCUAUUGAUAUGUACAAUGCUUUGGGUACACCUGACAAUGCCAAAAGUACAGCACCUGCUGAAAUCCGCCACCGCAUCAUUACAUCCUUCAAAUCUUUUGUACAGUCCAUUUUAACAUCUCUUUUGUUGUCUACAUCACCGCAAGUCUCUCUACCUCGUCUCUUGUUACGAUUGAUUCAUUCUCAGGCAAGAGGUGACACAACAUUUGCUGAUUUCCGCGACAUUUUUCUUAGUAUGCUCGAUACUUACAAAUACGAAGGCAAACUGUUAGAAAUGACCAAUCGGCUUUUUGACCGUGACUUGUUUGAUAGCUUACAAGAUAUGGUGACAAAGCGUAGUAAAGGCUGGAGACCUGAUAGAGCUGUUUGUGAAAUUUGUGGUGCAAAUAUCUUAGACUUGGGCCUAUUGCAUCCUCCUUUAGCUUGGGGAUUUGAUGAGGAAGAAGAAAAGAAUCACUCAAGCAGCUCAGAAGGUGAAACUCGCCCUAAUGAGACUAUUGCUGUUCAAAAGAGAUACGUUUUGUUCCGCUGUGGACAUGGAUUCCACACUGAAUGCUUAGAAAGACAGUUAGGGACUGAACAAGAGUGUAUUGUUUGUCAACAUGGUAAUCCUCAAGCAAAACCUGUACUUCCGCCUAUUGCAUCUGCUAUUUCAGCAGAAGAAACUGCUACUACAACUACAGCUGCUACGAAAAGCUCAAAAGGCAAAGAAAGAGCCGCUUGAUAUCUAUACUGUGAUUAUUUAAAAUAAAUUUAAUUGAAUACCAAAACAAACAUAAUGUAGAAUCCUUUUUGCAUUAUGGAAUAAAAGGAAAAUGUUCUCUCACCAAAAACCAGAACCUGUUGCGGUUAACUCUGAGAC
This is a messenger RNA of Gilbertella persicaria, 5982 nucleotides long. Its product is annotated as Golgi CORVET complex core vacuolar protein 8-domain-containing protein. Gene Ontology annotation, molecular function: protein binding. Bases 157 to 5844 code for a protein of 1895 amino acids. The transcript has 5 exons. Lineage: Eukaryota; Fungi; Mucoromycota; Mucoromycetes; Mucorales; Choanephoraceae. Gene Ontology annotation, biological process: endosomal vesicle fusion; protein targeting to vacuole. Gene Ontology annotation, cellular component: HOPS complex; late endosome. The record is from RefSeq and is a predicted model, not a curated record.